Molecule: messenger RNA, 522 nt
Organism: Gracilinanus agilis (Agile Gracile Mouse Opossum)
Lineage: Eukaryota; Metazoa; Chordata; Mammalia; Didelphimorphia; Didelphidae
Gene: C1QTNF3
Product: C1q and TNF related 3
Exons: 4
Coding region: 1-477 (158 amino acids)
Molecular function (GO): protein binding
Source: RefSeq, a predicted model, not a curated record
AUGGAAAAUCAGAGUAGCACAGUCAUGGAUAAAGGCCCAGAUUCAGAAUCAGGAAGAUGUGGGUUUAAAAGUGCUGUACAGUCUCAGAUUGCCUUCAUGGCAUCCAUGGCCACUCACUUCAGCAACCAAAACAGUGGGAUAAUCUUCAGCAGUGUUGAAACCAACAUUGGAAACUUCUUUGAUGUCAUGACUGGGAGAUUUGGGGCCCCAGUGACAGGGGUCUAUUUCUUUACCUUCAGCAUGAUGAAGCACGAAGAUGUAGAGGAAGUGUACGUGUACCUGAUGCACAAUGGCAAUACGGUCUUCAGCAUGUACAGCUAUGAGUCAAAAGGAAAAUCGGAUACAUCAAGCAAUACCGCUGUGCUGAAACUGGCCAAGGGAGAUGAGGUUUGGCUGCGGAUGGGGAAUGGAGCUCUGCAUGGAGAUCACCAACGCUUUUCCACCUUUGCAGGAUUCCUGCUCUUUGAAACAAAGUAAAGGGAAAAAAAAUGAAGAAAGCAUCUGCAUGGGGGUGGGGGGAAG